AUGGCCUCUCCGACCGCCGGCAGCCCCGGCGUCCACUCCCCUCCGCGGCACGGGGUUUCCGACAGGCUCUUGGCGACGAGCUCGCCUCAAGGCAGAGCCGCGCGGCCAAGUGUCUCCGAACUCCGCACAGGCAAGCUUGUCGAUGAGUCCAAGACGGCAAGGCCUUCCAAAGGUUCACCUCUAGUAUGGCGAGCGAAACCGCUCGCUCCCUCGCCGUCUGUCGAGGCUCUCGGCUUCGACGAACCGUCCUUGCCAUCGAACAUGGCCAUGGUCCAGCAGAACUUCGACGCAGACCAAGUCUCCUUCGACUCCGCCGACUGCAGGAACGCCGUGCCUUCGUCCGAGUACGACGCCGCUCAGGGUGAAGACGAGUCCGAAGGCGGAACGGAAUUCGAAGAGCAGCAAACGCGUGCGCAGACCAAUGCAACCUCUGAUUUGGAUUAUUGCUACAGUGUGAACCGCCUGAAGUCAACGGGGUCAGACCAGGUUUUGUCCCCCGGUCUUUCUGGAGAGUUGCACUCAGCUGGCGACGCGAGGACUUGCGGCAGCUUGAGCGUCGCCACGGAGCCAGCGGCGAACGAAAGUCCAGAGGCGGCAGCGUACGCAGGCGCAACGCUGCUCACCGCGCCUCUGUGCCCCGUCGCAGACGAGGCAAACUUCCCCCAGAGCAACGGGAGCGAGUCGAGCUUGCACAGCCACACGAGUCGACUUUCUGAGGAGGUCCUCGCACAGCUCAACCAGAAACAGAAGUCGAUCUCGUCGAGCAGCAGUCGGGCGCAGCUUCUCCUCGGCCAACGCGCCGAAGGGCCAAUCUCCCAGCUGGAACACGACGGGGCGUCAGUCUUGCACUACUUGACCGAACUCGGGCAGACGUUCGGGGGGCCGAGUCUAGAGGAGUUGAUGAAAUUCCAAGCGGAGCUGUCGCCACGCCAAGAUGACGACGAAAUCAGUUUCGAGCUCUCCCAAGACUCCGAAAGCGAGAGGGCCGUUUCGCCGGUCAACGAAGCCAACGUCUGUAUCGGACCGAGUGACGACCGAGGCCCCAUCAACCUCCCGACCGAGUUCGCAUCCGCGAGCGGUUUUUGGGACAGAAACGCAACUGAAAUGCAUCCCGUGACUUCAAACAGCCCGACCCCUGUUCCAGCAGUGCCUCACAGCCAACCCUCAGACGGUGCACACCCUUCCCCCGCCGUCACCCCCUCCCGACCAUCCCCCGCUGCCGUCACCCCCUCCCGACCAUCCCCCGCUGCCGUCACCCCCUCCCGACCAUCUUCCGCUGCCGUCGCCGCCUCCCGCCCUUCCCCCGCUGCCGUCGCCGCCUCCCGACCAUCCCCCGCUGCCGUCGCCGCCUCCCGACCAUCCCCCGCUGCCGCCGCCGUCGCUCCGCGCUUGCUGAAGAAGCCUGCGCCGAAAGCGAAGCAGCCCGCGCCGGCGAAAGAAACAGGUCCAUCUCGGCCACGCGGUCGCUGUCCACCUGCCGCGAAACCUGUACCCUCGCAUGCAGUCGCCUCCGCACUAGGAGUGUCUCGCAACGCGCGGACUGUCUCCACGGCCCCAGCUCACCAAGCGAAGAGCGCAGGUCCACAAGCUCUGUCGAGCGCCUCCGCUGUGCAGGAAAGGAAGAGCCCUCGUCUUCCAGCGCACGGCGGCGCACCGGGGGGAAACGCAAAGCCCGCUGUGCCGUCGCGUCACUCGUGCUCGCCCGCGAUUUUUAACCGCGUGUCAGCCGCGCAGCUGAUCAAGCAAAUCAGCGGAGCCGCUGCGGGAGGCACCGCGUCCCCGCGUCGCGGCCCUUCCUGGACCGAACUGCCGCCUGCCGCGCGGGCGCAAAUCAUCGCCAUUCUCCAGCAGCAGCGCAUCAUCCUGACCAGUCGCGCCCAAAUCCGAAAGGCGGUCGAAGCCAUUCGGCGCGCGUGCGGCGGGAAGUCCCCUCAACGAUCUUCCUCGGGAUCCUCGGCCGCGACCAGUCGUCAGAGCUCGCGGGCCGCCAGCCGCGGCGCCGCAGCUGGCCGGAAAGUUGUUCCGAUAAGCGCAUCCACAUCGGGGAAUCCUGCGGCUGCGCCCCGUUCCCCUGCGCACCGCCACCACCCGAGCACGCCUCGUCGCUCUUCGGUAGGGUCGCGCAGCCGAAACCGCGUUGCCUCUGCCCAGACUGGACGCCCUCAAAACAACCGCCACUUGCGGCGCAGCCUGUCUGAGAACCACACGAGCCUUCGCGCAGCAGCGAGUGCACCGCGUCCUCUCGCGACUCGCGCUCGCGGAUCGCUCGGCGCGCUGGCGCCAGGCCGCACCCGGAGCAGCAGCCGACUGCUGUGUCCCCACGGCCUUCGCUACAAGAGCCUGUGUGCCUUUUGCGGCCACCCGGACCGUCUGCGGGACACGAUCGCGAACAGGGGAUUCGCUCAGCCCACCGUGGCGAGUCGGAUGCAGGCGACAGACGCCAAGAAACCCGGUUCCGCCGCUGGGAGGCGAGGCACGCCGCUCAAGGCGAACGCGAGCCGCGCGAAACUCUGGACCGCCGGAGGCGUGAGCAGCCACGCCGCGACCGCCGGCGCAGGUGCGCUGGGCGGGGUCGCGCCGGGAACCGUCAGCCAGGGAAGCCGCUUCAGCGUUGGAAGCUCUUGGACUUCGACCGGUUCCAUGAGUCGUGCGAGCACGGGAAGCAAGGCCCUCGACUGCAGCGUGGAUAUGCUCGACAGCCGUUCUCUCGGGGCGGCCCGCGGGCGCAGUCGGAGUGCCCGUCCUCUGCCGCAGCAUGCAAACCGCCAGAAGGGGACGCACGAGCUUCCUUCGGUGUUUGCGCGCCUGUGGGAAAGCGCCAUGGAGAAGCAGCGCGCGCGAUCGCAAGACCCGCCUCUCGCCGGCAGCACACGCUCCCACGCUCCGCGACUCUCCCUGGCGGCUUCAACUGGAUCCCAGAACUCCGCUGCCUCGCGCAGGCGCCUCAGCGAGAAAAACGCAAAGGGAAGCUCCGCGACUCCUCGGCACGCCGCUGGAAAUCCUUGCGGCGAAAGCGGCUCGGGAACCGAGAGCGCGGGGCGACGGGCACAGGCGCUGGGCCCCUCAGGGACCAACCUCGACGCGGGCGCCGCCGCGACACAGGCUGCUUCUGCACAGGAGAAAAACCAUCCGGCCUGGGUCGUGUCCGCCGCCGGCGCAGACCAUGGAGCCGGAAUGCAGCGAGCGCUUCUUGUGGCAACGCCGGCAUCCUACCUCUGCCCAGAGCACCUCCAACCGACCCCGUCUCCACCCACCGUUCCCUUGUGGCAAGCCGCUCAGUCUUACGUUCCCCACAUGGCGCAAGCGGGGCAGUUUCCUUCCCACGUCCAGAACCUCGACUACGGCUUCGAGCCUGCAACUUACCCCGCCCCGCGUGCUUCUAUGCCUCCGCCGUUGCAGGGGAAUCCGAACAAUCCUGUUUGUAUCGCCAAUCACCACGCGGUGCCGAACAUUCCUGGGCAGCCAGGCUUCCCCUCUGGCCCGCCCUCCGGCGCGCAGUUCGGUCUCUAUCCCAACAUGGGCUCCAGUGCCGUGCCCUACGUGAUGUCUCCGAUGCCGCCCGCACAGUCUCCGAAUCCUGCCCCGGUCGGAAAUGCAUCUGCCACGUUCAACCCUCUGUACCAGGCGCCAUUUCCGGCUUCUGCCAUGUCCCCAGCGCAGCAGCCGAGUCGGGGGCCUGUCGGCAAGUCGCAGUUCGUGUCGUUGCCGCACUCCCCUAUGCCUGGCGCCAGCCUGUCUCCCGCCUCGUAUUCCGCUCCGCACGGCGCCCCACCUGCGAGUGAGAGUGUAGACGCGGGAGACGAGAGACAGCUGAACGAAGGCAGGGAAGCCAGCACGCCUAUUGUCGGCCAUAUGCACCACCCGUCCGGCCUGGUGCCGUCUGCGUCGUCUGAACAGAGCACACGAAACAGGGAAAGCGGAAAGAUCGAAGGGGAUCACGAAGCGGCGCACGUCGACUCCCGAAGGAAAAGAGACCCCGCGGCGGGGUUGUCCUCGUUCUGCAUCAGCAACCUCCACAUUGCGUCGCGCCCCAUUCCUCGCGUCGUCGCUGCAAAGCGCCCUGUGGAUGUAUCCAGCAAAAAGGAGGCGGUGCAUGCGCACGAAGCGAGCGCCCCACGCGCCAAGAACGGAAAGGCUUCUGUCAGUCGCCCCGAACACCCAGACAAGAAGAAACCGACGGGGGGAAGUCCUCUAAAACCGAUGCAGAGUAAAGGCGGAGCGUCAAAAGCUGACGGACACGCAGGCGCUGCGUCGGGGCCCGUGAAGUCCCCGCAGCGAAAGCUGAGUUUGCCAGAGAUUGCGCCCGGAGGCGUCGACGCCAGUCGAGGGCAAAACCUAAGAGAGAUGUCUCGCCAAGAGUUGUGGCAAGACGCGUGGCAACGCCAGGUCGCGCAGUGGCAGCAACACCAAGCUCAUCCCUCAGGCGCGGGCGGGGAAUCUGUGAGCGCCGUGCCGCACACUCCUGUUCCUGCACAUCCAAGUGCAUCGUCUGUCAACGCUGGCCCCUCCUCCACGCCGAUCCCGUCUCCAAAGGAGAGUGUUCCUCAGCCCAACGGCGCAGGCGGUGUUGAACAGCAGUCCGGCUACCCCGGCCUCCCACAUGCGUUCUCUUUCUCCUCUUGCCCUCCCCUGCCGGUUUCUUCACCUUGCGGCAAUGGUUCGCUGGUGUAUGUGAACUCCCCUCCGAGUCCUGUCCAGUUGGAAUCUGCUGCGUCUGCUGUCCCCACUCCUGCGCCUUCCUCCUUGCAGGCGGGUUCUGAGCAGGAGUCCGGAAAAGACUCGGCCGCCUGGGGAUGGCCAGAGGCAGCAGAAGCGCUUGCCAUUUCCAUCGCUGAAGAGAACGGCGUCUAUCGCGAGGGUGACGAAGCGCAUGAGCCUGCGCGAGGCGCACCGCCCGUUGGGUCGUUGUCGCGGUUCGCUCGUCGUGCCGCCUUCCCGUGGUCCCCUGUAGCGCCCACGGAGAAGGCAGCAUCGCCGGUGACGCAGGCUAUUCCAGCUACGAAGCCGGGGGCGUUCCUUGCUUCUGGACUCCACAAAGACGCUCAAGGCCAGUCCUCCGGUGCGAUGCGGGCUGGUGCGAACUGCGCAACGAGCGGAGCGAUGCUUUUCAGAAUGGGAGGGACUGAAGACGGUGUCAAGGCCGUCGACUGGCAGCACUCCAACGUCUUUGUCUGUGGCCCGUCGGCUCUGUCGGAUUUUCACGCCGUGCCAGGACUGCACAGAACUCUCCUGGGCCAGCCCCCGUUCGUGCGCACCAAGCCGCAAAAAGCGCAGGGAUCGGGGGUCAUGACUCCGCGAGCGAGAGGGGCGAUGACGAAUCAGAGAAUGGUUGGAACUUCGACUGCUGCAUGGAGCUCCGCUGCCGAUACUCGCGGCUUCGCGUUUCAGUGUUGA
Messenger RNA from Neospora caninum, 5394 nucleotides. RefSeq names its product Proteophosphoglycan 5, related. The record is from RefSeq and is a predicted model, not a curated record. The coding region runs from base 1 to 5394 and encodes 1797 amino acids. The transcript has 2 exons. NCBI's taxonomy places the organism in Eukaryota, Apicomplexa, Conoidasida, Eucoccidiorida, Sarcocystidae.